Eleginops maclovinus (Patagonian blennie) is the source of this 2039-nucleotide messenger RNA. Its product is annotated as H-2 class I histocompatibility antigen, Q9 alpha chain-like. The record is from RefSeq and is a predicted model, not a curated record. Gene Ontology annotation, biological process: immune response. NCBI's taxonomy places the organism in Eukaryota, Metazoa, Chordata, Actinopteri, Perciformes, Eleginopidae. Gene Ontology annotation, cellular component: external side of plasma membrane.
UGAGAUUCUGUUGGAUGUGUCAUUGGCUCAGAGGGAGCUGAUGUUAACUCCCCUCUCUGUCUCUCUCUCCUUUACACCCCUCUCUGCAGAAAGGCUGGAUAAAGAACCUCUCAAGAUGAAGAUGUGGCUCUCUCUGCUUCUUCUGGGAGUAGUAGGCCCUCACUGCGCAUCUGCAGGGACUCACUCUCUCAAGUAUUUCCACACUGCGUCUUCUGGAGUCCCAAACUUCCCAGAGUUUGUGAGUGUUGGGUUGGUUGAUGAAGUUGAGAUCACUCACUACGACAGCAACACCAGGAGAGCAGAACCCAAACAGGACUGGAUGAGCAGAAUCACAGCAGAGGAUCCUCAGUACUGGGAGAGGAAGACUCAGAUAGCUCAGGGUAACGAGCAGACCUCUAAAGUCAACAUUGAAACUGCAAAGCAGCGCUUCAACCAAACUGGAGGUGUCCACAACCAGAUCAUGUCUGGCUGUGAGUGGGAUGAUGAGACUGGUGAGGUCAAAGGUUAUGAACACCAUGGUUUUGAUGGAGAAGACUUCCUGAUUCUGGACCUGAAGACAGAGUCUUGGAUCGCUCCAAGACAACAGGCUGUCCUCACCAAACAGAAGUGGGAGCAUAACAGAGAGGAUGGCACAGAGAAGAACUACUACACCCAGAUCUGUCCUAAGUAUCUGAAGAAGUAUCUGGACCUUGGGAGGAGCACUCUGAUGAGAACAGAGAUCCCCUCGCUGGCUCUGCUCCAGAAGACCCCCUCCUCUCCAGUCCGCUGCCACGCUACAGGUUUCUACCCGGACAGAGCCGUGAUGUUCUGGAGGAAAGACGGAGAGGAGCUUCACGACAACGUGGACCAAGGAGAGACCCUGCCCAACCACGACGGAUCCUUCCAGAUGAGUGUGGACCUGGACGUCCCCGCUGGAGACUGGGGGAAGUACCAGUGUGUGUUUCAGCUCUCUGGUGUGGAGGACAAGGUCCUCGUCCUGGACUCAGCUGAGAUCAAGACCAACACAGGGAACCCCCUCCUCCUCAUCAUCGGGGCUGCAGUGGCUGCUCUCCUCCUCCUCCUCAUCGCUGGGAUCGGAUUCCUGGUUUACAGAAAGAGGAACGCCAAUGAGAAGUCUCCCUCUCCGGCCUCCAGCGCUGAGCUCCUUGAGAGACUGAAUCAGCCGUCUCAGUGAGGCGCUUCAUCCCCUCUCCAGCUGCUGUCUCUCAGAGCCGCCUCUCUCUCUGCUGUGAAGCGUCUGGAGGAGCAGCGGUACAGUUCAGAUCCUUCUGCAGAGCGCCGUGGGGAAGGCUCGCUCUCUGGAACGCAGAUAUUAGGAAAUCAAUGACAUCAGUUCAAUAAAAUAGAGAAGCAGCAAUUGGAAAUAGAAUAAGCACCUGAGGGAUAUCUCAGGUCUAAAUCAGGUCAAUGUUGGGCUUUAAGGACUCGAUCUCACUUCUUUAUGUCCUCUUCUUUAGGGUUAUGGGUCAGGCAGCGCUGCACCACUUCUCCCUGUAAACUGGGAACCAUUGAUUAUCCUGGGAUCGUUACCUGGUAAUAUUAGGGUUUGAAUCCAGCAGGAGACGCUCACUGAUUGGACGACAGAGGAAAUGUUAUUUGGUUUCUCAUGAAGUGUCUUUUCCUCUGAUCAUGUAUUUCUGCUCAGGAAAUCUGUCUCAUCUGAAGAGAAUCAGAACCUCUCUGCUGUUGGGUUUCUGGCAAAUCAAUAUUAUGUAACACACACACACACACACACACACACACACACACAGUUCCUGAUGUGUAAAUAUGAGGCGUUUGAUGUUGUGUUUCUGAAUGAUCUUUAGUUAGUUGUUUAUUUACAGCAUCUCUCUUUGAUUGGGUUUGAAAGAUAAUUGUGUUUUUGAUUUUCAUUACGUUGCUGUUGUUUAGGGACACUGAGGUGUUGUGUGCAUAGACGCCGGACAGUGGCGUUAUAAAUACUGUAGUUUGGUUCAGAGAUGGACGUCAGAUUAAGAUGCUCUUCGUUGUCUUUCCUCUCCUGUGGUGUUUCACUUUCCAAUAAAAAACUCUCUCCCUAA